CAACAUCGUGUAACCCAAUGAAGCAGCAUAACUAGUUAUAACCUCACAUCACGGUGCACAUGAUACGUAAUCAGCCAUCCGAAAGCCCCAGGAUAUGCAAUUUGUGAUCAACUUGCUAACUUUUCGAGGAUUAGCGCGCCAGUGAUGUUUCGUAUUUAAAAUUUAACUUCUCUAUAAAAAUGUUCAUUUCUGCCCAGAAAAGUGAAUGAAUAAUUCUGUUUAAGUAUAUUAAGAAAUAAAUAAUUUAUAAAUAUGGACGGAAAACUGCCAGCGUGUGUUAUAGACGUAGGCACAGGAUAUACAAAACUGGGAUUUGCUGAUAAUAAAGAACCUCAGUUUAUCAUCCCUUCUGCAAUUGCCAUUAAGGAGACGGCGAAAGUUGGAGAUACUACAAGCCGCAGAUUGAACAAGGGUGUUGAGGAUUUAGAUUUUUUCAUUGGAGAUGAAGCUUUUGAUGCUACAGGAUAUUCUGUUAAGUAUCCUGUGCGCCAUGGUCUUGUUGAAGACUGGGACCUGAUGGAGAAGUUCCUUGAGCAGUGCAUUUUUAAGUACCUCAGAGCAGAACCAGAAGACCAUUACUUUCUCUUGACAGAACCUCCUUUAAAUACUCCAGAGAAUAGAGAAUACCUAGCUGAGAUCAUGUUCGAAUCCUUCAAUGUUCCUGGGCUUUAUAUAGCUGUUCAGGCUGUGUUGGCACUGGCUGCCAGUUGGACUAAUAUCAAUGUAGAAGACCGUUGUUUGACAGGAGUUGUUAUUGAUAGCGGCGAUGGUGUUACACAUGUUAUACCUGUGGCGGAGGGGUAUGUGAUUGGCAGUUGCAUAAAGCACAUCCCCAUAGCUGGACGCAACAUAACAUACUUCAUUCAAUCAUUGUUGCGUGAAAGGGAGAUUGGCAUCCCGCCCGAGCAGUCACUGGAAACAGCCAAGGCCAUCAAAGAAAAAUAUUGUUACAUAUGUCCAGAUAUUGCCAAGGAGUUUGCUAAAUAUGAAGCAGACCCUGGAAAGUGGAUUAAGAAGUACGAAGGCAUUAAUUCAGUAACUAAACAGCCAUUUACUGUAGAUGUUGGUUACGAGAGGUUCUUGGGUCCGGAGAUAUUCUUCCAUCCUGAGUUCGCGAAUCCGGACUUUACUACACCAAUCUCGCAGAUCGUGGACGACAUGAUUCAAAACUGUCCAAUAGACGUGCGGCGACCCCUUUACAAUAACAUCGUCCUUUCUGGAGGAUCUACAAUGUUCAAGGAUUUUAGUCGGCGACUGCAACGUGACAUCAAGAAGACGGUGGAUGCCAGACUCAAGCUCAGCGAGACUCUUGGAGGAGGAAAAUUAACGCCAAAACCGAUAGAUGUCAACGUAAUAUCGCAUCACAUGCAAAGAUAUGCAGUAUGGUUUGGUGGUAGUAUGCUUGCUGGAAUGGUAUGUUGGAAACAUAGAAAAAUGUAG
Molecule: messenger RNA, 1440 nt
Organism: Acanthoscelides obtectus
Lineage: Eukaryota; Metazoa; Arthropoda; Insecta; Coleoptera; Chrysomelidae
Source: the annotation of a GenBank genome assembly